Molecule: messenger RNA, 618 nt
Organism: Leptonychotes weddellii (Weddell seal)
Lineage: Eukaryota; Metazoa; Chordata; Mammalia; Carnivora; Phocidae
Source: RefSeq, a predicted model, not a curated record
UGAGGUCAGAGCAUCUACGCUCCUACCUUCCAGAAAGCAAGGCUACGUAUUUGUGGUCUAUACUUACUUUUCCGCACUUGUCUGUUUUUCAUUAUUUUGCAAGGAGCUUCCCUAACACUGCCUUCUCUUGCAGGCAGAUAAAGCUUCACUGUGCGGAGCCUUUUACAGACUAUUGGACCUGCAUUGAUUAUUCCAGCCUGCAGCUAUUUCGUCGCUGUCGUAAACAGCAGGCUAAGUUUGACGAGUGUGUGCUGGACAAACUGGGCUGGGUGCGACCUGACCUGGGGGAGCUGUCCAAGGUCACCAAAGUGAAAACAGAUCGACCUUUACCGGAGAAUCCCUAUCACUCACGAGCAAGACCAGAGCCCAACCCUGAGAUAGAAGGAGAGCUGAAGCCUGCCAAACAUGGCAGUCGCCUUUUUUUCUGGACCAUGUAAAGAUGGGUCCAUGGCCCACCCUCAGUCACACGCCCAGACAACCACUGAUGAAAUUCCCAUGCAGUUUGCAUCGACUGAUAGAUUGUUCUUUCCGGGAUCACAAACUUAACAAAAAAGUUAAUUUAUGUGACUUGGCAGUUAUUCUAUACCAUUUCCUGGCCAUUAAAAAUUUUAAAGGAAA